CGUUCCACUUCCUUUACCAGGAGCUGUGGAAUUUAACCCAACAACACUGCAGCCGCCUUCAACAUUGCAUCUGUUUUUUGAGAAAAAACUCAACAGUUAUGAGGUGACCUGAGAGAAACUGAGGGGAAACCAGCCCCUAAAGGAGUGGAAUAGAGAUUCUGUCAAACCAGUUGAAGGUUAACUUCAUGUUUUUCUUGGUGGUGGGAGAUCCCAUUUACUGUCAACUGGGGUCGACAAUGAAAGUUGGCCGACCAGGGUCUAUCGUCUCCCCGAACCGGCCGUCCACUGCUGACACUAGUGAAGAUAAACCAGGGUAUUGAUGGGACAACCUGGAAUCGAGAGCUGGUAGACCGGCCUGGAAGCUGGUGCCAGGGGUGUGGGUGCUGAGCUCAGAGUCACAGGGCUUGGGGAACCAACUCAUUCGCCGGGUGAAGUUUUGAAAAAAAGAAAACCUGUAUUUAUAGCGUGUUUCUCAUGACCACCGGAUGUCUCAAAACUGCUUCCCAGCCAAUGAAGCACUUUUUGAAGUGUAGUUACUGUUGUGAUGUAGGAAGCAUGGCAGCCGCUUUAUGCACAGCAAGACCCCACAAACAGCAAUGUGAUAAUCACCAGAUAAUCAGUUUUUUUUGUGAUGUUGAUUGAGGGAUAAACAUUGGCCAAGACACCGGGGACCUUUUCUUCCAAACGGUGCCAGGGGGAUCUUUCACAUCCACUCAAGCAGGCACAUAGGGCCUCAGUAAUAGCGUCUCAUCCGAAAGACAGCACCUACAACACUGCAGCACUCCCUCAGUACUGCACUGGAGUGUCAGCUUAGAUUUUUGAGCUCAGGCCCUGGAGUGGGCCUCGAAACCAGAAUCUUGAGGUCCAGAGGCGAGUUUGUGGCAGUAUUUCUUUCUCUGUCCUUUGGCACGUGGUUAGUUAUUUCUGCUUUCCAGAGGUCACGCUUGAUUAACCAACCACACUGAGGAUGGGAAGAAGGUAAAUACAACUGAAUGACUGAUCAUUAAUCUCCCUACAAGUGAAACUGAUGAUAAGGCUUGUGUUUGUGGUCACCACGGAGCAUGAACUAGUGAAAGAAUCCAUUUUGAAUUUACUGCUCCCGCAGUUACAUUAAAAAUGAGCAACCUUCAGAGCUUGAUCCCAGCAACCUUGGGAUCCAAUAGCAGUGGACAACCAUAUCUAUCGUUGGCAAAGACAGCUACCCAGGCAAUUCUAUAUCUGCUCAUCUUAAUCAUUGCUCUUCCAUUGAACACCCUGGUCCUGGUGUUGCUCUACAAGUGUCGACCUCUAAGGAGCAUCCCCAAUAUGUUUGUGGUGUCCCUGGCCCUGGCUGAUUUUCUGAUUGCUCUUUUAGGCCUGCCCGUCAUCGUCAUAGCAACCAUUGCCCAGAGCUGGCCCUUGGGUGGGACCAUGUGCCAAACCUCAGGCUUCCUAACCUUCUCGCUGAGAAACGUCUCUAUCCUGUCGGUGGCUGGGAUUGCGGUGGACAGGUAUUACGUUAUUGUGAGGCCGUUUAUACUCACCAUAACGAGGGACAAAGCUAAGAAGAUGAUCGUGUUCCUGUGGUGGAGUGGGCUGCUCUGUGGAAUCCCACCGCUUUUUGGUCUCGGCCUUUACAAGUUCUCUCCUACAAGAUGUUUGUGUGAUUACAGCUGGUCCGAUGGAGGCUCCAGUCUGGCUUAUGGGAUCUACCUUUUCAUUUGGAUCUACGUGACAUCUUUGCUCCUGGUCACCAUCUCCUAUUACUUCAUAUACCAAGUCACCCGUGACCACAUGAAGCACAAAGCCCAGCGUUUCACCAGUAACCUGUCUCCAGAGCAGGAAGGCAGCUCCAUCCCUACAGAGCUGAAGUCCUUCAGACUAUUGCAGGCCAGCCUUUCGAGAAAGUGGGCGAGCUUCAUAUCUUCCAACUCAACCUUUAACUUGAACGCAUCCAAUGUAGCAAUGGAGUCGAAAACAGCAAGAACCAUUGUUGCUGUGAUAACAAGCUGCCUUGUGACCUGGGUGCCCUACUUCAUUUUGAACUUUCACCCUGGCUCUUUGUCUGACAGCAAGGUUCCCAGGAUGUUGGACUUCUUAGCAACUUGGCUGAGCUUUGUGAACUGUGCCCUGAACCCAGUUCUCUACGCCCUCCUGAACCAACAGUUCAGACGCUGCUUCAAGGAGAACAUUCGCAUGUGGUUUAGACUCUCUGCCCAGCAAGUUUCAGAAGAGGUUCCAGGACCAGCUGUCAUUGCCCAGAAUGGGGGCAUCACCAAUGGCCGAGCGGACAAUGGAAAUGACCUGGCUCCUUUCUCUGUCAUUCGAGAGCUGCAGAGAUCAGAGUCACCGGCAUUCCCUGGAGAUUCCUCACUUUACAGACCACGCUCAGCUUCCUUCCAGCGGAGAGGUAGUCCUGCUCAGAGACACCCCAGCCAUAUAGCCGUGUGAAACUGAGAACAGUAGCAAAUCUACUCUGCAAGUGGUCAGUGAUGCUUGGAAAUGGACAGUGACCCCCUGCAAUGAAGUGACCUCCUUUAAAUGGGCAGUGACCCUCCCGGCGAUGGGCAGUGAUCCCCAGCAGUGAACAAUUAGCACCAAAUCUCGGUUUUCCUAUAUUGAAACAUUUAUGGAUAAUUUUAAUUUACAGGCAACAGGAGAUAGUCAAUGCGUGGAAAUACAAUGAACCUGGAUGAUCAAUGUGGGUCCCUAAUGGGAGUGAGAGGUCUUUCAGUAUCCCCUAUAAUUAGACACAAGGAGGAUUCAGCUUCAGAUUUGUCCCUUGGAUUUAUUCAGUUCCCACUUGCUGCAGUUAAGAAAUAACAUCACCUUGUGUUCUCAAAGUUGAAUACUUCUGAAAGAAAAUCUUUGGCAGCACAAAGUUUGCUGCUCUCGUGGGUCCAAAGGACUGAAUCUCCCAGAUCUGAGAACAAAUAUGAGGAACUGGCCCAUCUGGGUAAGAAAUACUUCCCCUACCCAAAGCCUGAGAAACAUCAGAUCAAAAGGCACAUUGUAUAAGAGCUGGUUGAUGCAAAAUCAACCUUUGCCUUUCAGUGGUUUGCCAACAUGUUAUUAAAACUCUUGUAGGUUGUUGGGAAUGUGGAUAAUGGAGCUCUAGGUGCCAGUGUUACUCGAAACUCUGGCCCCAAAACUGAAGAGAAAUGAAAUAAAUUAUCCUCGGAAUCUAA
This is a messenger RNA of Carcharodon carcharias (great white shark), 3167 nucleotides long. RefSeq names its product tyramine receptor Ser-2-like. Gene Ontology annotation, cellular component: membrane. The record is from RefSeq and is a predicted model, not a curated record. Lineage: Eukaryota; Metazoa; Chordata; Chondrichthyes; Lamniformes; Lamnidae. Gene Ontology annotation, molecular function: G protein-coupled receptor activity. The transcript has 3 exons. The coding region runs from base 1117 to 2430 and encodes 437 amino acids. Gene Ontology annotation, biological process: G protein-coupled receptor signaling pathway.